Molecule: messenger RNA, 3970 nt
Organism: Dermochelys coriacea (leatherback sea turtle)
Lineage: Eukaryota; Metazoa; Chordata; Testudines; Dermochelyidae
Product: CYFIP-related Rac1 interactor A-like
Exons: 10
Coding region: 2202-3239 (345 amino acids)
Biological process (GO): regulation of actin filament polymerization
Molecular function (GO): small GTPase binding
Source: RefSeq, a predicted model, not a curated record
GGGACCAGAGGCACCAAAAUACAUUUUCGCCCAGGGCACCAUUUUCCCUAAGGCCGGCCCUGGGUGGCCACUGAGCAGGGGAGUGGGGUGGGGCAUAAAUAGACUCUCUCCCAUGUGAAACCACCAUGUGAUUUCCCUGCCGCCUGUCACAUCCCAUCUCCAUCGCCAGCCGGGUCCGGGGAGGGAAAUCUUACGUCCCCCCAUCGAAUGAGCAGCUCCAGCCUCACCCUGCAGACGCCAAUGGCAAGCUCAGGGGCUCCCCUGGUUUUAUCCUUAACGGGGGGGAAAUUCCUCCACGCUGGAGCACUCACCGCUCUGCAGCUGCUGCCCAAGCAGAGAGGUCCCAGGCCACUGGCUCUCUGUAUUUAUCCAGCACCCAUGGCUCUGGGAUCCAGUUGCCAAGACAGAUUUGCUAUGGAGCGAGGCUUCCCAGCAACCUGGGCAAUCCAUUUAUGGCAGCAAUGGAGGAGAGGUGACAUUCCCCCGGAGGGUAUUUGGGAGAGAGAGAGAGAGGCCGUUGCCGUUCACACUAGGAUCUCAGCCCCAAACAUGCUCUCCCGAGGCAGCUGCCUGGUCUGCCCCAUGAUGCCUGAAUCCCCUUCUAAGCUCACAAGCCUGUAGGACUUGGACCACUAAUAAGCCUCCCGGCAGGCCAACAAGCCCCCAAAGAGCCCGUCUGCCUGUAACGGCCGGUCACAUGCUGCCGCAGAAGGAGGAAGGAAGGAUUUGUGCUGCCUCAUUGUACUGCAGGCAACAUCCAAUAGCUUCAGGGAGCGAAACUCCCUUUGGCCCCAGCCCCUGGAGCUUGAGGAUGAGUCAGGUCAGGGAGCAGCACAAUGAGAACUAAAACAGAGACUUGUUCAUGCUGGCAAUGCCACCCCACUGCUUGCUGUGGGGUGAGAGGCCCCCAUGGUCAAAACACACCCAGGCUAGAGCUCGCUCUGUAAGCUGCACCAGUGCUGAAGAGGGUCCGGCGCUCCCGAGGGGGUAGGAAAGGGAACAAGGACGACAGAAAGCUGGGGUCACUCCUAAAAUAACCCACCUGCCUUUGAAUAACCUGGGCAAACCAGCGAGACAAGAGCCCCCGUGGCUGCCCCUCCUCAUCCACCCAGAGAAGCAGCUCAGAGUCAGCGCUCAGGAAAACCCGAGGGGUGUAAAAAUAGUGCCAGAGCAGCACAGCUCAUACGCUGCCUCCCGGCGGGGGCUGAGAGGUGAGCGCUCUGUUCACCACAGAGUCUGGCUCAGAGAGGCCUGGGGGGAGCCCAAAAUAGUCUUCUGGCUCUGCAGUGCUGGGGAGGCCCUUGCAGCGCGAGGCUGGAGAUGGGGCCAGGAGGGAUGGCUCAGCCCUAAGGCCCCAUUCAAUGACCUUUCCUGGUUGUCACAUGAGCAAUUCCCCCAGCAGAGCUCCAGGUACCUCCUGACUGUCAGCAAGUCAGGAGACUCCCUUCCAAACAUGCUGCCAAUUUGUAGCAGAGCCUGGCCCAGACCCAUGUUCUGGAACCAGGGCUGGACACGUCCAAAGCUUCAGCCUGGGUAUGGGCCAGGAGGUUAAAGUCUCAUCGGAACCAUGUUGCCUCCGGGUCCCCGGAGCCGGCUGUAAUUGUGGGGUAGAUGGAUGUUCCAUGCUGCUGUGUAAUUACCUCCCUGAGACUCAAGGGGAAGAUAUUGGCUUUGGAGAUGAAAUGAGACACACCCACCCCAUGCAGUGGGACUCCAGAAAGCCCUGGGACCAUUCCCCCCUGCCCCGGCCCUUCCUGGAGAACAGCGGCUCUCCCUCACUUUGUUUGUUACUGUUGGUCACCACCCCCAUCAGCCAACGCUCAUCUCCAUCUGGGGGCAGGAAGAGGCUGCAGCUCAUUGGGCUGGGAGCAGCUGCCGGGCCGCCCUCCCGUGAGCCACGUAUGGCUGCAGUCGCCAUCAAGAUCUUGGGAGAGUCUCUAAUGAGCCUCAGCUCGUUCUAACUGAGCAGCACGGCUCUUUAAGGUUAGAAUUACCGCGUGCUGCAAAGUUGCUGGGCUAAAUAGCCUUUGCCUCCCUUAGGCUCUUGCUUACGAAGAGCCAACAACUGGCACCUCUUACGUGCGGCCACAAACAUUCUGGAGUCACACAGCCAGCCAAACCCCUUGACGCUCUGAUGCCCGAGGGGCUCUUCCUGCUGCCCAGAUGUUUCCCUCAGGCUAGUGCUCCCACUGCUUCCUUCCAUGAACGCCACCUCACUACCCAUCGUAUUUUUUUCCUUUUGUCUCUUCUCUUGCAGGUGUCACAUGGGGAACCUUCUUAAAGUGUUGACUUAUAACGAACUUGAACAAGGCCCUAAUUUUUUCCUUGACUUUGAACAUGCUCAGCCCACAGAAGCCGAGACAGCUGUGUGGAACCAGGUCAAUGCCGUGCUAGAGGAGGCACAGAUCAUCCUGGCUGAACUGCAAUCCUACACGGGGGCUGGGCUGGAGAUUCGAGAGGCAAUCCAAAAUCCCAAUGACCUCCCGCUACAGGAGAAGGCCUGGAACGCAGUGUGUCCUCUAGUGGCAAAGCUGAAACGCUUCUAUGAGUUCUCUCUUCGACUGGAGAAUGCUUUGCGCAGCUUGCUGGAAGCUCUGACUAGCCCGCCCUAUGCGCCGACUCAGCAUCUUGAGAGAGAACAAGCCCUAGCAAAGCAGUUUGCAGAAAUCCUACAUUUCACCCUCAGCUUCGACGAGUUCAAGAUGACCAACCCUGCCAUCCAGAACGAUUUUAGCUACUACAGAAGAACCCUCAGCCGAAAUCGCAUUAACAAUUUACAGUUGGAUGCUGAGAGCGACGUUAACAAUGAAAUGGCCAACAGGAUGUCUCUCUUCUACGCAGAGGCCACGCCUAUGCUUAAAACUCUAAGCAACGCCACAACCAAGUUUGUUUCAGAGAACAAGACCCUCCCCAUUGAGGACACAACUGACUGUCUAAGCACCAUGGCCUGUGUCUGUAGGGUGAUGCUGGAGACCCCGGAAUACAGGAGCCGGUUUACCAACACCGAGACUCUUCUCUUCUGCAUGCGAGUGAUGGUUGGAGUCAUUAUCCUCUACGAUCACGUUCACCCCGUAGGGGCUUUUGCAAAGACCUCCAAAAUUGACAUGAAAGGAUGCAUCAAAGUCUUGAAAGAUCAGCCUUCAACCAGCACAGAGGGGCUCCUGAACGCACUGAGGUACACCACCCGGCACCUCAACGACGACACCACGUCCAAGCAAAUCCGGGCCCUGCUGCAGUGAGCGCCUCGAGAGGGGUGGGGUGGGGGGAUCUGUCUGGCUGAGGCCUGAUGGCUUAACUUAGAACUGUCAGCAGAAAAUUUUAAAUGUUGCCAUGUUGCUAUAAAUAACCAUGAUCAUAUUCCUCAUUUUGUAAAGAAAGGGAAAAAAGUUUUUAAAAAAUAAAAAUGCAGAAAUACAAGAACUAAGCAGCCCAGAAAUCCGCCCUCCCCAACGCCCCCAGCCUCCCUCCAAAGAAGAUCGGUGUCCAACUCUGGCAGGCUGUGUGUCACCCACUCCGUGCGUCUCCGUUCCAUUUCCCACCCCCAGCACCUCAUCAGUGGUGAUGUGACAUGUCCAGUUCUUAGCCUGCCUGAGUUUGGGGUGGGGGCUAGGGGAUGGAAGCCCGGGAGCAGGGGGGGCGUCCCAUGGUUCCCACAGGGGUACAAUGUAGGGUCACUUUAUCUGGACUACGCCCCCCAAGUGCGAAGGGAGGGGUCCAGGGCAGGGCCGGCAGGAAGCCGCCACUCCUGACAGAUGUAAAUAAUGUGCGCGAAUUACUCCAAGGGUCCGGCUGUGACGAUGAUGAUGAUGAUGAAGAAGAAGAAAAAGACAUCAUCUUGAAAACCUCCUGCACUGAGUCCAUUGAAAAUAGCUCAGUGGCACCUCUUAGAUUUUUAAUAUAAAACAAUUAAAAUCCACUCACCUGUUAUUUUGUACAUUUUUGUGUGAAAUAAAAUAACAUUUAAUCUGUU